UGAAUUCAGGUUUGCAUUACUUACUCGUUUGGUGGUAUGAUAUAAAAUUUAAGUGAUUUUUUAUAAUUUAAACACAGUCCAGUCCAGAUUCUGUACGAUUGGAAUGAAGUACUUGCCAUCUUACAAGCUUUAGUCAUCGAUCGCGUUUGUUUGGUCAGACUAGGACGUAAAUCAUUGUCUUAGCAAUUAACAUCAUUCUGUUACAAAAAUUCGUGAAUCAAUCUCGUACUUUAGUAUCAAUACGUACACAUGGAAAUAUAAGUGCGUUCAUACGUAUUUGGUUGUUUUGUGAGCAUGAAUUGCACAAGAUUUGUAUAAUGCAGACAAGUUAAAUUAUAAAAAACACAAGUACAUACACUUAAAAGUAUGUGAUUUAUAAAAAUUCUGAUACAAUUUUUCCUCAUGGAAGUAUUCUCAUUACAUUUUUGCACAUUAGUAUUUGAUUUUCUCCAGUAAAAUGCAGCACGUCUUUUAUUUCCUCAUCUUCUCUGCACAAUUCCUCUCCGUCCUUGGACAAACUACACCCUCACGGUCCGACUCCUAUGAUGAACUCCAACCUGAAACGAGUGAAGUUAGCGCGUGCCGAUCUCAAUUGUCCAACACAUUUUUUAACCAAGGGAUCCGUCUGGCAAUUGCCACCCUAAAAUCUCGCCUACCCGACGGCAUCCCAGAGUAUGGAAUCCCUCCCUUGGAACCCUUCGUGCUCGAGGACACGUACGAAUUCGAGCUGUCUAAACCUCCCCUUGAAAUGAUCGCGGUUUUGACCAACAUAAAAAUCCGGGGAUUGACUACAUUCACCAAAAACAACUGGUUUAUCGACACUGCCACCAGAAUUCUCGAUAUGGCGAUGGAAAUCCCAAGUCUUCACAUCACUGCGAACUACACCCUGCGCCCGGCAGGACACUUCGGUAACCUGACCAUAUUCCUGGAUCGGGUAACUUUAAAGGCAAAAAUAAAACUGAAGAUCCUCGAUACCACGAAAAACAACGUCGCCAUCAAAGCAGAGCGAGCCUUGGCGGAUUUAAAGUUUGACAAGAUAAGGAUGAAAGCGUCCCCCGUAUUUUUAGGCGACGGAUACGAAGAGAUCAAUCAUGCACUGGAUGUCUUUACGCAACAACAGAGUGAAUUAUUGUACAAGGAAGUUAAACCCUUUGUCAAAAGCGAGGCGGAAAAGAUUAUUCUCAAAAUUGCUGAUGCGGUGUUAAGCAGUUCCACGUUUACGAGGAGGUUACCCACGGAAGGAAUUCUGCCCGGAAUAAAUUUGUCAGCAGUAACGAAUUGGUAUGACCGUGUGAGGAACGCGCUUCGUGUCCAGUUGCCAUCUUCCGUUACCGGGAGUACUUCAUACAAAUCGAUAAAUUCUUUGCUUGAGACCGCAUUCAGAACUUGUCAGUCUUACACGAAUGUUACGGAUCUGUUUACUCAACCAUUUAUUAAUUUCGUGACUCUUCUCGACCAAUGAAUAUUACAUAUUUACAUAAUGUAUGUACAUAUAUAUCAGUAGUUCAGUAUUGAAACCUCAAUCAAGGUUUGUGUGCGACUCUAAUUUUAGAGACAUUUUUUGUCAAAUACAUACAUGCAUACAGAUAUCAUAAUAUAUGCAAUUUCAACUAAUGAAAUUUAAAUAUUUAUGUUUUUGAGGAAUAAAGAUUCUAAAUGUAUUUACAUAAAAAUGAAAAUAAAUAAAUGCAAAUAAGUAAUAUUUA
Molecule: messenger RNA, 1706 nt
Organism: Folsomia candida
Lineage: Eukaryota; Metazoa; Arthropoda; Collembola; Entomobryomorpha; Isotomidae
Exons: 2
Coding region: 458-1462 (334 amino acids)
Source: RefSeq, a predicted model, not a curated record